AUGGACAUCGUCAAGCGGAGAAACGAGGGUAUCGAGAAGAUGGCAUCUGGAGGACCUCUCUACGAUACAAGCACCCCAAAAUUGGAUGCCGGAGUGUCGCCCUCCACUGAACCUCUCACAUCACACGAACAUGUCCGAUCGUCUCAAUCCAAGGGCUCGCUCAAUACUAUCCAUGAUGAUCUGCUUCAUGCGCCGUCAUUAUAUGAAAAAGGAAAUGAAUCUUCUACCAGCGUCAAUGUUGGCACUUCACUUCAAUCACCUGCAUUCGAUCUGAGCCAUGACAACUUGUCAGAUGAUAUAGACGACGAUCAUUGCUUAGGUUCACCUGUCGAGAUUGGCUUUGAUCAGCUUCGACAAGGUCAUGUACAAUCACGAAGCCCUGAUCUGUCAGCUAUACAAGAGGAAGAUGAAAGGGAGAUUCAUGACUUGGAUAAGGAACUAGAAGCUAGAAUGGCUAGUUGCAGCUUUGAUACGGAUGAAGGAAAAGACAAUAAGCUUCAUUCCGGUUACAACUUGGAGGAUAGACUUGAGCUGAACGACAAGACCUGGACCCCUCUAGAACCUUCCAUUACUCGAUGGUCAGAUGAAGAUAUGUUAUGGCGUCAGGGGGAUCUUUCGGCAUCUGAUUUAGCCAGACGAUUAGUUGAAGUAAAAAAGCAGCGAGAGAGACAAAUGGAGGUAUCGAAAGUAUUCUGGAGAAAUCCUCAGCAUAACCGAAAAAAGCGGGGCUUCAAAUAUCAUAUUUCGAAAGCCUUGGAGAAACUUCCUAGCAGCACAAAAAUGAAGAUGAACAGGUUGGGUGUUGCAAAUCAAGUAGACAAAUAA
Molecule: messenger RNA, 825 nt
Organism: Botrytis deweyae
Lineage: Eukaryota; Fungi; Ascomycota; Leotiomycetes; Helotiales; Sclerotiniaceae
Exons: 1
Coding region: 1-825 (274 amino acids)
Source: RefSeq, a predicted model, not a curated record